Molecule: messenger RNA, 372 nt
Organism: Camellia sinensis
Lineage: Eukaryota; Viridiplantae; Streptophyta; Magnoliopsida; Ericales; Theaceae
Source: RefSeq, a predicted model, not a curated record
UUUCUUCUUGUUGUUAGUUGCAUUCACUUCUCAUUUUGGUUGGAAUGAACGAAUUGUGAAUGAAGUUCAAGCGAGCCCCAGCAUUUCUCAAAAGCAGCGACACAUUUCAAAGAGGGAAGAAUCUGUCAAAGAAAAGGAAACCAAAAACUACCCAACUAUCUUUGAAGGUGAUUGUGAGUUUUGGAAUCUUAUUGUUGCAGAUUAUCCUAUCUCAAGAGAGAAGCAUUCAGAAACUUAAUGAGCUUGUAAAUAGUCUUCGAGAACAAUUGCUACACUGCAAGGACAAAAUUGAAGCUGUGAAUAACACUUCAGUUCCGCCAAUAAAAAAAAAGCAAUUCAGUUCCUUUGACAAAACCUCAAAAUGAACUCCAG